GCAAGUGAUUUCGGCGGGUAGUCUGCAAGGGAUCACUAAGCCUUUGAUUUCUCAUUCAUCUAUUUAAGUUUCUUGUUUCUACUUUGUUAGUUUCUGAGGCAUGGGUUAGGUUUCUAUGAGGCUUUCUAUAGAUGUUUUUCUUUAAUCCUAUUUCAUUCUUCUUCAAUCUUGUUUAAGACGUCAAUUGGGAUAGAAAUAUGGGUUACAUUGUAAUGGGCUUGAUUUUGUUAAAAAAUAAUGGGUUCCUUUAUUAUUCAUCCAAUUUCAAAUAGGUAAAUAUAACUGAGCUGGUUUACCAAAUCUUUAAUUUCUCCCUUUGAAUUGUUAAUGAAGGAUUUUUUUAUACUAUACUAAAUAAAUUAGAGAUACAGAAAACUCUCCUUGUCCGGAAAGAUCUACCUAUAGAAACCUUCAACUGAGAAAUUUCAGCCCUAGAAGUGGACCCAUUGUCAAGAAUGCAUUUUCAAAAUCAAAGUUUAUAAAUAUAGGUGUAUUUGUGAGAUGAAAGUUUAUAAAUGAAAGCUCAAAGUUCAUUAGAUUCAAAAUCAAAGUAAAAUCACAUAAGUCAGUAUUUUUAGAUUAAAAUUUUACCAAAGUUCAAUUAUAUUUUUAGAUUGGUACUUCCUGAAAAAUAACAAAUAACUCUUAAAUUAGUUCUUUUAGAGAAUAACAUUUGCAUUCUGCUGCAGAUUGCAGAUUCUGCAUUCUUCCAUUGUCUUCUUAAUUGGUGCUUGUUAAUUAGGGUGUUGUUAAUUUUGAGUAUCAUAUAAGGUUCAGGUUUAUGCUAUAAUUCUUCUAACUUUUUAAGGUCAUUCAGCCAUAUUUAUUUGAUAUUGAAAUUGAAUUUUUAUUUGUUGGGAUUUCAAUGAAGCUAAAUUAGAAAAAAAAAAAAUCAAGAAUGCAUUUUCAAUAUUCUGAAUUACAUGUGUGCUUCUCUGGGACUGAACCAUAGAGUCUGUUCGGCUUCUUCGGCCGUCGGAGAUACUAGAAAUAACUGGUAAUAUUAGCAUAUAGAUUUGUGAUUGUGCAGAGAAAGGUAAAAGCAACAUACACAUAAAUUAUGGAUUUUGAAAGCAAGAAGAGAAAGCUUGCAAGUCCUAACCCAUGGCAGAGGGAUCCAAAGGAAGCAUCAAUUACCUUUGAUGAUAUGAAUUACUUAAUGAACCAUGCUUUGAAGCGUCCCAAGUUUGCUGCACUUUUGGUUAAACAUAACAUAUGUUUGGAUAUGUAUUCCAAGAGAGCUGUUUUGAAAGCUUCUCCAUCUAUUGUUGGUCUAAUAUCUUAUUCAGGGAAGGAGGAGAUAUUUCAAGGUUCUGGAACUAUUAUAGAAAGUGAUGGUAACAGUGGUGUUAUAUUAACUUCUGCUACUCUCAUUAGGUGUCGUAUGGGCAGAAAUUCAGUAGCAGAUGAUGUAAAGGUUGUUGCACACCUAUCAAAUGGUCAUUCAUUUGAUUGUCAAAUCUUACCAUUUGAUUUCCACUAUAAUAUUGCUGCCUUAAAGAUCCAGUCAGAAUCAGAUGCUCCACUCCCAACUGCAUGCUUGGCACAUUUGGAUGAUUCUAUCUCAGUUGAUCCCAAUCAGCUUUACAUUCGUGAAGAAAAACCUUUUCAGCUUCGCCCACAUUCAAAAUCAUUUAAUCUCAUCCCUGGGGAUACAUUAAUUGCGGUUGGACGUUAUUUUAUAAAGCCAUAUGAUGUCAUGGCUACCGCUGGUGAAUUCAGUCUCGAUCGCUGUGAAUAUGAUUGUAAAGAGCUGUUGAGGGUGAACUGCCAAAUCACAAGAUGUGGCAUUGGGGGCUCAUUUAUCAACUAUUAUGGGGAAGUUAUGGGAAUCUGUUUUCAUGAUAUGGGUUUUACUCCUUUUUUGCCAAUUAAUGUAGCUUCCAAAUGGUGGGAGCACUACAAGAGAUGUGGGGAACCCCGCCGACCUUGGCUUGGAAUGGAAGUUACUAACCUUUAUGCAGCUGAUGUGGAUAUUUUAGAGAAGAUCGUUCAAAAGUUCCCUAACGUAUUUAAGGGGGUCAUUGUUGAAGAGGUAUCGUCUUGUUUCAUGCAACUUGUUUCUAAAAGGUUGUGCAACUUGUUUCUAAAGGAUCGUAGUACUUUGGCUAAUAUCGUUAUCCUCAGUCAUAGUUGUAUAAAGUUCGAGGGACAUGAGGGCAUUAGGGUACCUUAGGCUUAGGUUCAAGGGACCUUUCAAGAUUGAGGCACAUGUUUAUAUAAAAUUUGCAUAAAAGAAUAGUUAAUUUUCAUUCUAUGCAUAAGCAGUAAAUACUGAAUCCAAGGCUGAUAAAAAUAUUGCAAAAAGAUCGUCAAUGAUUCCAUUAGAUAUAGUGGGAUUAACAAUUUCUAGCUUAUUGCUGGUCAAAAGAAAAAGCAAAAUUCUCUAUCUUCAUCCUUCAAGCUCUAUUAGCACCAUAGUUAAUUUAACACUAAAAGAAGAUUACUACUAUAUUGGGCUUAUUUGUUUUUCCAAAAGCAUAUAUGAGAAAACAUUUUUUGAUAAAAACAUUUUGAGAAAAUAACUUAUUUUCCAUUGUUUGGUUGCAAUCCUUGAAUUAGUUGGAUUUUUUCAACUUUUGGAAUGUGCCCAACUAUAAGAUUAUUUAAACCUCUUAGAACCUCAUUAUUUUUUGUGUAAUAUUAAAGUAUGGGACAAAGACAAAAAGAAAAGGAUAAAUUAUGGUAGUCACUGAAAGUUGAUGGUAGUUAGUUGAUCAACUGAUAUGUAUUUACAUGGCUAUUUUUAAUGUUAUAGGUUACUUUUUCUUUUAGGCCUUGUUUGGUUCAAAUGUGUCUUGGUUGGUUCAAAUGUGUCACCUCCUAAGAAGUCACUUCCAGGACCUAACUUAACUAGAUUGGGGUAGGUAAGUUAUUUUCCCUCCACUAAAAGAAGAAAAACCUUUGACUUUCCGGGAAGUCAAGAAGAAAUGCCAACAAAAAACAUAAAUAAUUUUCACCUCCAACCAAACAAUGAGUUUGUCUAAUUGUGGAAAACUUUUCAUUAACUGCAAUAUGAAAAGUGGAAAUAGUGAUGGGAAAAAACUAGUUGCAUAAAUAAGAAGUUAAAACUUCAUGGAGGGUUGAGCAGUCAAAGGCCUCUCUCUCCCAUAACCAAUCCAUUUUUUUGCAAGGUUUUGAUUUAGGAAUGGUCUUAUUGACCUAUCAAUUGAGACUUCAUUAUUAUCG
This is a messenger RNA of Manihot esculenta (cassava), 3189 nucleotides long. RefSeq names its product putative protease Do-like 14. The transcript is spliced from 8 exons. Lineage: Eukaryota; Viridiplantae; Streptophyta; Magnoliopsida; Malpighiales; Euphorbiaceae. Bases 1061 to 2176 code for a protein of 371 amino acids. The record is from RefSeq and is a predicted model, not a curated record.